Molecule: messenger RNA, 1686 nt
Organism: Alternaria incomplexa
Lineage: Eukaryota; Fungi; Ascomycota; Dothideomycetes; Pleosporales; Pleosporaceae
Exons: 2
Coding region: 1-1686 (561 amino acids)
Cellular component (GO): mitochondrion
Molecular function (GO): ATP binding; nucleic acid binding
Source: RefSeq, a predicted model, not a curated record
AUGUCCGCACCACCGAAGCGCAAAUGGACCCGCGGCGGCAGAGGAGGAGGCCGUGGAGGCGGCGGCGGUGGCGGCGGUGAUCGUACCAACGGCACACCUGGGCGAGGACCUGCGAACGCUCGCUCGGCCAUGUCGCAACAACCAAAACGUCCUAGAGUCGAAGACACACUGCCGAAGCCAGAUGCGGGCGUCGACGUACGACAGAUGUACAGCACUGCGGCCGGCGAUGCGGCACCGAAGCCCUUCGCCGACCUGAAGAACAAGCUACACCCAGCGUUGCUCAAUGGCUUGGACAAGAUGGGAUUUGAAUACAUGUCCCCUGUUCAACAAAAGGUUCUCACUGAGCUGCCCAGUUCCUCCUCCGACUGUGUUGUACAGGCGAAGACAGGUACGGGCAAGACCGUGGCCUUCCUACUGCCUGCGAUCCAAAACCUCUUGGCCGGUAACAUGCCCCGGAAAGGCAAGGUCGCCAUCCUCGUCGUCUGCCCUACCCGCGAGCUGGCUCUACAAAUUGCGAAGGAGUGCAACGGUGUCACAUCGUGUCUGCCCCAGAAGAUGGAGUGCCAUACUGCGUUCGGUGGUACUUCUCGUGCCUCGAACCUCAAGGCCUUCAUGAACGGCAACCCUACCGUCUUGGUCGCUACUCCCGGUCGCCUUGACGACAUUCUGGGUGAAGAGGAAGUUCGCGAAAAGUUCAGUGAUCUGAAGACGGUUAUCCUCGACGAGGCUGAUCAGAUGCUCGAUGCCGGUUUUGCACCUGCGGUCAAGAAGAUACUCAGGCGCAUCCCCCCAAAGAACGAUGGCUGGCAAGGAAUGUGUUUCUCUGCCACACUCCCCAAGGAGGUUCUUGACAUCGCCAAGAUCGUCUUAUUCCCUGGUUACACACAUCUUUCGACUGUCGACCCGAACGAAGUGCCGACCCACGAGCGCGUACCACAGUUCUUCUUCUCUGUUCCUACUGUCGGUCAGACUUUCCCUGCGUUGUCAGCCCUGAUCGAGGAGGAGUACAACCAGAACCCCACCGGCUUCAAAGCCAUUGUUUUCGGUACCACCGCGAACGGUGUCGGACUGCUGUAUGACCUCUACCGAAAUGCGCUACCCCAGUUCAAGCUAUUUGAGCUCCACAGCCGCAUGUCUCAGCCUGCACGCACACGCACUACCCAGGAAUUCAAGGACGCUCAAAGCGGUAUUUUGUUCGCAUCCGACGUCGUCGGGCGCGGCAUGGAUUUCCCCAACGUUGGCCUCGUCGUUCAGCUGGGUCUCCCCUCCAGCACUGACCAGUACGUUCACCGUGUCGGCCGAACAGCUCGUGCCGGUAAGGAUGGACGUGCCGUCCUCGUUCUCUUCGAGCAAGAAGCCUUUUUCCCAAGGAUCAACAAGACGCUGCCUAUCAACCCUUACCCCGUCGACCUUGUGUCACGUCUACCCUCGCACCAAGCAAACAUUGACCGAGCCUUCACCAAUGUCGAUGAGCAAUCGAAGGCAAAGGCGUACCAGGCGUUCCUCGGCUACAACAAGACUUUCGUCAAGAAGCUGCAGAUCUCUACGGCCGAUCUAGUUCGUCUCGCUAAUGAUUACGCGUACACGAUGGGCUGCCCCGAGCCGCCCAUGUUGGAGAAGUCCACAGUCGGCAAGAUGGGCCUGAAGGGAAUACCAGGUCUCAGGAUCGGGUCUCGAAGGAACUAA